Porites lobata is the source of this 5328-nucleotide messenger RNA. The record is from the annotation of a GenBank genome assembly. Lineage: Eukaryota; Metazoa; Cnidaria; Anthozoa; Scleractinia; Poritidae.
AUGGAUUCGAGCUGCUCCAGUCUGAUAAAUCCAGAAGUACUAAAAGUUGGAGCAACAGUUGCUUAUAGUUUAAUCCUUGUAGUCUCGCUGGUUGCAAAUUCUCUCAUCGUAUUAAUUGUUUACAAAACACCAACUUUGAGAAAACCGAUAAAUAUGUUGAUCGCAAACAUGGCCAUGUCUGACCUGCUCUAUCCAAUAUUCUUGUGCCCCGUUCGACUGGCAGAGUUGCACACUGCUGGCUCGUGGCGUAUUGGUGGUACCCUUGGUCAGGCCUUGUGCAAGAUAUACCCUUUUCUUGCUGAAAUUUCCAUGGUAGUGUCGAUUCAGAGCCUGGUUCUGAUAACAGUGGAUCGAUAUGCAGCUGUUGUAGUUCCACUACGUUCACCCCUCAUCGGUCGCAAGGUGUGUAGCUGUUUGAUUGUUGGUACAUGGAUACUCGCAGCGGCCUUUUGUUGGCCAUAUUUGUUUAACUUCAAUCUUGUUGAAUACAAAGAAGGAAAGAGGUGCAUUCAUCAGUGGGAGGUGAUCUUCGGAGAGAAAAGCUCAUUUGGUAUUUACCUCCUAUCAGCUUGUAUCUUGUUCUUUUACAUCCCUUUUGUGGUCUUGGUGAUACUUUACUCCAUCAUACUGAUCAAGCUUAAAAAGCAAGCCCAUCCAGGUGAACAGUCAGCCAGCGCUGAGGAACAGAGGACAAGAAGAAACAGAAAUGUCCUUAAGAUGACCAUUGCUAUCGUUGUAACGUUUUUCAUUUGCUGGAUAACCUUUUCCAUUCAGGUAGUAACAAUUUAUUUUGUACCAAAAAUCACUUUGGAUUGUAAGUUUCGGGUAUCUUAUUUUGUCGCCUUGUUUCUGGCUUACACAAACUGUGCUAUCAACCCAAUUAUCUGCCUUACCUUUAGCAGUAACUAUCGCCAAGCUCUUAGGAGACUUGUGAAUUGCUGUGGUGCAGUGCAAGGUCAAGUGAAGUCUAGGCCUGAUCGAAGUGAUUCUUGAAAAAAAGCGACCAAUAUUAAUGACUUUACUGUAAAAGUUAAUAAUACCGAAAAUUAAUGCAGCAUGCAAUCUCUCUUGGGACGGUUGUAAUACCCAGGAGAAAUGGAGUUGGUAGGUGGUAGGGCGGGCGGGGGGGAUAAGGUGCAUUAUGGGAGAUGUGCAGGUGGCGAAUAAGAGAUUUACCGAGCGCCGGUAAACUGUUUAAAAUGCGGGUUACCCUGAACUCGAAGCCGAGUAUGAAAUUCAGCUAGCUUUCUCGCUUUCCAGAAAAAAUGUUUUUUUCUCUGUUUCAGCGGUAGCUUUUUCUGUGGAAUGCCUUAUUUUCCUUUAUCGUUUAUAUGCUGAGUCUAUUGUCACUGCAUGGCGAAGUGAUCCGCCACUUGUUUUUUCAGUGUUGUUGUUGUUGUUGUUGUUAUUGUGAAAACGUGCCGGCGUAAGGAAAUGGCGCCAUUAUUUCAUUUUACUUGCAAACAUUCUGCUCCCUAGAGCAGUAUUUGGAAUAUAUUUUACUUAUUUCAGAACUGGAAUAGCAGGUCAGUAGAACGGCGGAUUCUCGGGAUUAUUCUAUGUAUUCCUAUUGAUAUCAAGCCAAGUUAGAAUUAGUGUUGGUUCUGUUGUUUUUAAAAGUGAGAAUUAGAAACGUGUAAAAAAGAGUAGUAAAAAGAGACGUGCCAUCGUAAAUGUUAAUAGUUGGAUCAUAAUUAUCCGCUUUUGUAUAAAUGGUUAUUGGAUGUUGUACAUACAACCUUAACAAGCUUAACUGUAUAUAUAUAGCUAUUCCGCCGCGAAAUUACUUCAGCUUUCUUAGGCCGGCCUUAAUCACUUUGAUUGCUAUAAUGACUUUCUGAUUGCAUUUUGUUUCUGAGCUCAACGAUUUAGUGAAUAAAAUUUAAUUAAUUUUGUAGUGGACAUUGCUUUGCUCUACUGAGUAAUUGCGACUUGUCAUUUGUGUGUAUAUGUUUUAUCCCGGCAAAUUUGAUCUCUUUGAUCACAGUAUUCUAUUUGUCUUCCCUCUUGCAUUAGUUAUUUUCCCUUCUAGGACGCCAUUUUACUGAUCAGAAUGUAUUCAAUCGAUUGCAUAAAUGUACGCUCAAUAAAGAUGAAACCGAAUUUCUUUGUCAAUAUGGUCUAUCAAAUGUGUUAUUUUAACUCUUUUACAGUAUCUAAUUCUACUGACUAUUUAAUGUUAAAUUUAUAUUUUCUUGUAACCUAUUCUUUUUAGUUAUAUCAACGAGAAGUAUCUAAAAAAAUGGGUUCUCUGAGAUGCAUCCCGGGUAGUUUUUUAAAUCGUUGAAUUACCUACUUUGAAAUGGUCUCUAAUUAAAUGAAGUGUGUUAUUUCAACGAAAAAUGUUAGUCAUUCUUACUUAAAAGAAACUGGUUACAACUACCAUUUACGAAUAUUUAAAACAACAUAAUAUUGAACUAAAAACAACCAAACAGAAAAGUCAAAAUAACCCUGUUAAUAUUUGUUUUAACUGCUUUUAAAUUAGUUAUUUCAAAUCAAAAGAAUCCAGUUAUUUCAAGCCAAUCUGUCUAAAACAACAGGAUUCUCUCAGAUGCAUUUUGCAACAAUUUUUAUUGUUGCAAAUUUUACAGUGUGGGUCGUUUCCGUGGCUGUUAACUCGCCAUAUUUGUUCCGUCGCAGCAAGAGUUGUUAGGUACUCUUCUGUGGGAUUGGUCUGUGGAGUGAGCUGGUACUUUUUGAAUUCCUAUAGAGGGUAUUACACGGUGACGAGAAGAUAUGAAUUUUAUUUUCGAGUGGCAAAACAAUAUUUUACGAACGAGCCCAGCGAGUUAGUAAAAUAUUGUUUUGCCACUCGAAAAUAAAAUUCAUAUCUUCAAGCCGCCGUGUAAUGUUCUUUUCAUUAUAUAGACAAACUGACAUCGAUAAAAUGAUUACCAAAAUUACGUCAUCGAUAAACUCACGUGUGAGAUUAUGGAAAUAAACCACUCGGGUCCCGGAUGUAGUUUUUAUGAAUUUUACGAGUGGUAUAUGUUACAGUAAAGCACUCGUGUCUAUAUAAUAAACUGGCAUAAUAUACUGUGUUUUUUUACAUCCCCAUUAUCCUGUCGGUCAUUGUAUACCCAUCACCCUGAUCAAGCUUUAAAAUCUACGGGUUCAACCUGUCGAGCAGACAACGAUAGUGGAGCAGCGUAGUAGAGAAGAAACAGUAACAUUUUCAUGCAUUGUACUGCUAGCGUCGGAGAAUGGUUUAUACCUUGUUUGACUAAACAGCUUUUAAACAUAGGCCGAUCAAUAUGAGGAACUUCGAAAUAAAAUGGAUAAAAGAAAACACUUAAUGGUCUAUGAAAUUUAUCUUGGUCUGGUAAGCUGUCUUUCCCUUACCUUUUUUUUUAUUGAAAAAACAAAGGUUGGUUUUCAGUUACGGUCUUAAAAAAAGAUUUUUGUUUUUAAUUUGGUGGACCUUACUUUGAACAAGCGUCUCUUAACAAAUACAUAGGAUAGGAGGUAAUUAGCGCGUUUUCAAACGGGAAGACGCAGUUGUACCGUUAUAGAAAGUUGGCAAUGAAUACAAAUAUGACUUAACACCAUUUGCGCCAUUAACAAAUAGAGGCGAAAGUUAAAAUGUUUAUUUAACAAUUAGUCCAUGCGCCAGCGUGCGUAUGUCAAGAUAUUACUGAAGCAAACGGAAAGUUUGGGGCGUGAGAGUUGCUCUACUCGGAGAUGGAAAGGCAAAGCUGUAUCGUUAUAUCAAGUUAAGCACUAGUUAAUAGAGAAUUGACUUUACACUGUCUUCGCCGAUAUCAAAUAGAGGCUAAAAGUCAGUGAAAGUUAACUCGGGGAAAAAUAUUUUGUUUCAGAUGUUUCUAGUAAAAUAACUACGAACAGGUGUGCCACCAUCGAUGUUAAUGGUCGUAACUAUGUGUGGCGUUUUUCUAGAAAUGAGUACGUAAUAUUCAUCAAUAGGCCCGUUCGCGCUGACGCAAAUGCAAAAGUUUUCAUAGAGACAUGUAGCACUAGUGUGAAAGUCUCUAAUGUCUUUUUCGGUUUAUUCCUAUUUAUUCAUAUUUUUUUCGGAAACAAUCGAUCAUUGGCUGAUGAGAUUAGCUGUGGAAUAAUUGUUGAUUAUUGUGUAUUCAAUUUCGUGCAACAUCAAAUGGGUCUCUAACGAUAGCAUCAUUAUUGCCACUUGUUUCUGGAAUAAUAUUUGCAUUUUCCUUAUUUUAGGUACCAGCUGCAUGAGAGAGCUACGUCACAAGGAUGUUGCUGCUUUAGGUCAAUUUCUUUGCUCAACUAUAAGAAAAUAUCGUGACAUAAACCCCGGCUUUAAAACCAAUACUUAGGGGCCACGCUAGGGGAGUCCUCCAGCAGAACAAUCGUGAAGCGAAGUAGUUGAAAAUGAAUAAAACGUGACCGAGAAUGUUUACCAUUGAAUAAAAACCAUGGAAGAAUAUAUUCAACAUUUUGAUAUGGAUCUAGCUGUUUAAUUUAGAUUGACAAUGAGAUUGAACUAUCAUAGCUUUACUUACGUAAUAAUUAGUAGAAUAUAAAGGACAAAGAACCGCCAGAAGGUGUUUUCAAGCGAAAAGACUUGCCGAAGAACCAGCAAGCAUGAACACAACAGCAAAUGGAUCAAGUUCCUCGAGCUGCUCCAGUCUGAUAAAUCAAGAAGCACUAAAAGUUGGAGCAACAGUUGCUUAUAGUUUAAUCCUUGUACUCUCGCUGGUUGGAAAUUCUCUCAUCGUAUUAACUGUUUACAAAACACCAACUUUAAGAAAACCGGUCAAUAUGUUGAUCGCAAACAUGGCCAUGUCCGACCUGCUCUAUCCAAUAUUCUUGUUCCCCGUUCCACUGGCAGAUUUGCACGUUGGCUCAUGGCUUAUUGGUGGUACCCUUGGCCAGGCCUUGUGCAAGAUAUACCCUUUUCUUGCUGAAAUUUCCAUGGUAGUGUCGAUUCAGAGCCUGGUUCUGAUAUCAGUGGAUCGAUAUGCAGCUGUUGUAGUUCCACUCCGUUCACCCCUCAUCAGUCGCAAGGUGUGUCGCUGUUUGAUUGUUGGUACAUGGAUACUCGCAGUGCUCUUCUGUUGGCCAUAUUUGUUUAACUUCAAUCUUGCUGAAUAUCAAGGAGAAAAGUGGUGCAACAAUCAGUGGGAUGUGAUCUUCGGAGAGAAAAGCUCAUUUGGUAUUUACCUCCUAUCAGCUUCUAUCUUGUUCUUUUACAUCCCUUUCGUCGUCUUGGUGAUACUUUACUCCAUCAUCCUGGUCAAGCUUAAAAAGCAAGCCCAUCCAGGUGAACAAUCAGCCAGCGCUGAGGAACAGAGAACAAGAAGAAAUAGAAAAGUGCUCAAGAUGACCGUUGCUAUCGUUGUA